Esox lucius (northern pike) is the source of this 2384-nucleotide messenger RNA. Its product is annotated as trypsin-3. The record is from RefSeq and is a predicted model, not a curated record. Lineage: Eukaryota; Metazoa; Chordata; Actinopteri; Esociformes; Esocidae. The transcript is spliced from 6 exons. Gene Ontology annotation, biological process: proteolysis. Gene Ontology annotation, molecular function: serine-type endopeptidase activity. The coding region runs from base 910 to 1668 and encodes 252 amino acids.
GUUGGGAUCCUGUUGUUUGUAUUCAUCUUGGCAUUAGUGUUGGGGUAUUGGUGUUAAGUCCUUGCAUUCCCCUAGGCUUAUCGGUUGGGGUGUGUAACAGCGACUAUCAGCAAAGUUGUAUGUUUUUGUUGUGGAGGCAAGCUUCAACUGGAAGCCAGCAUGAGGUACUCCAGCCUUUUGAAAACUGGGGAAAUUCAACUACCAUCCAGAACAACUAGGGACCCGAAAAAUUAUUAUAUCAUCAGCAAUAAAUCAUAUAAAACAACUCUAAUUUUGACCUCUUACACUAGAGCUCUCACAUCUUUUGAAACCAAAAAAAAACAUAAUAGCCAACAACAUGCCUGGAGACUUAUCUGUCCCCAGACAAUGUAUUCAGUUCCUUUUUCCGAAUACUCAAUUUUCCUCCUCACCAACAGCCGACUUUGAAUGCCAGAACACAAAUAAUCAAAGGCCAGUGCCCUAGAAAAAGACAGAGAGGAAUGAUAAAAGAGAUUCUAUUUGUCUUUGUGAUGUACUGGGUCAGUCUCAGCUUUCAGCCUAGCACAUAACCACUUCACACCCGUUUGGCACCAAACCGAUGUAAUCGAACUGAUGCCGCGAGCAACUAACUGUACUUGUUCAAUAAGAAAUGCUGUCUCUUAGUUUGCUGUUGUAAAACAUUUUGCUCCAGUGUGCCCUGAUGAAUGGGACCCUAGUAGGUUGAUAUACUGUUAGGUAGACAAUAACACUUACAAUAGGGGAACGGAUAUGGCUACAAUAUAAAAGGUAGUAAAGGUUUCCCAGGCAUUCUGUCUGGGGUGUAGACAGAAUGUAGUCGCAAACUGCGUGAACCUGUUUGCAGUGCCUGGCUUACUCUUGUAAAAGAUCCAAACAUUCCAUCCCAAACAGACCAGACUAAUCCAGACCAUCAUGGCAGAAUCAUGUAAUUUAUCAUUGCUCAUAAUUGUCAUCCUUCAAAUUACAGGAGUACUUGGUCAGAGGAUCAUUGGGGGUCAGGAGGUGACACCUUACUCUAUAAAAUAUCAAGCUUCAAUUCAGUACAACAACUACCAUUACUGUGGAGGUACCCUGAUACACCCUCUGUGGGUGGUGUCUGCUGCUCACUGCUGGAGACCGGCCUACCUAAUUAAAGUUGUGCUGAGUGAACACAAUAUCUCCAAAGUGGAGGGCUUUGAGCAGGAGUUUAAUGUUUCUAAAGCAGUGGUCUACUACACGUACAACUACAAGACCUUUGACAACGACAUCAUGCUGCUCAAACUGGAAAGACCUGCAACUCUCAGCGUCAACGUACAACCGGCACUUCUGCCCAGCGCAGAUAUGCCCCAGUUGCCGCAGGGAACAUCCUGUAUGGUAAGUGGUUGGGGAAUCACUGACAUCUACAGCUACGUCCUGUCCCCCGUGCUUCGGGCUGUAGAUGUUGAUAUCAUCACCAACUGCCAGUACUACUACAACUUCAGGAUCACAGACAACAUGGUCUGUGCCGGCUCUCGCUUUGGUGGGAAGGACUCAUGUCAGGGGGACUCAGGUGGCCCUUUGAUCUGUAAUGGACACUUUGAGGGCAUUGUGUCCUGGGGCAUCAGCUGUGCCAACCCUUACUACCCUGGUGUUUACACCAAGGUCAGGAAGUAUAUCAGCUGGAUCAAUUGGACCAUCCAGAAUGACAACUAAGGACACCAUUUUGUUUUUUGACUUUCUCCUUGUAAAAAUCACCAUGCUAUAACUUGUAUGGAUAAGCUGAUACUGUAAUGUCUAUGCAAAAUAGGACAUGUACUUUAUUAUAACAUACAGUGUAAACAAUUAAACCUUACUUUUUUCUUAUGGCAUCUAAUCAGAUGUAUGUGGUAGUAAUAAAACUAGUGUGAUUCAGAAUAAAAUAAUAUGCAGAUAUUGUGUAGGUAUGUACAUAAUAUUGAUAUAACCUCAACAUUUAAGGAAUAAAGUUGAUCUAUUUAAUAGAAAUGCAAUUCUGAGGAGGAUAUAAAGUUAUAUACAAAUAUAAAGUUAUAUUUCAGUUUGUGACAGGAAAUUAGGGUUACACUUUAUUUUGAGGGUACCAAUUUUGACCUGAUAAUAUUCUAUAGAUAGUGAUUCUAUCAACAAACUGCUGAUAAGCAAAUUAUUGCUAUGAUUAUGGUUAGGAUUUACAACUAAGGUUAGGGAAAUAGUUAAGGUUGGGUUUAGUAUAAAGAUUAGGGUUAGUAGAUGUUACUGAUAGUCAGAAAAUCUGUACAAAAACACUUUUGGGAUUCUCCAAAUGAAGUGUUACCAAAAUAAAGUGUUCCUGGUUAUCUCAAGGGACAAGCUUGUAUCAUGUGCCAACCACAUGUAACAUUUUUAAUUAAUACUGUAAAUCUUAAUAUAGAUUUUAAGAAAGCAAAAAAACU